Molecule: messenger RNA, 645 nt
Organism: Stomoxys calcitrans (stable fly)
Lineage: Eukaryota; Metazoa; Arthropoda; Insecta; Diptera; Muscidae
Exons: 6
Coding region: 1-645 (214 amino acids)
Source: RefSeq, a predicted model, not a curated record
AUGGUGGAAGAACGUGCCAACACUGAAGUACAGACCGAGGGACAACGAAAGACAGACCGAAGGACAGACCGAAAGACAGACCGAAGGACAGACCGAAGGACAGACCGAAGGACAGACCGAAGGACAGACCGAAGGACAGACCGAAGGACAAACCGAAGGACAGACAAAAGGGCAGACCGAAGUGCAGACCGAAGACAAACGGAAGGGCGGCAGACAGACCUAAGGACAGACCGAAGGACAGACCGAAGGAAAGACCGAAGGACAGACCGAAGGACAGACCGAAGGACAGACCGCAUAUAUUAUCCGAUUUCGCUGAAAUUUUUGAAGCAGCAGGUAGUACGUAUCUCGUUGUUGGUCGAUGGUAAAUGGGUUGCCAGAGAGGGGCACGGUGAGAACAAGCAACUCCAUUUGCCAAAGCAGGUAGUACGUAUCUCGUUGUUGGUCGAUGGUAAAUGGGUUGCCAGAGAGGGGCACGGUGAGAACAAGCAACUCCAUUUGCCAAAAUACAAUGCCAUUUCGCAGAGAACAAGAACAAAGUUUAACAGCAUCAAGGCUGUCUAUGAAUGUGAGAUCGUAAAUACAAUGCGCACUCAGACUCAUUCACCUUCUACAAAGCAACUACAACAACAACAACAAACCAAAUGA